AUGAACGACAAGGUGAACCACAUCUCUACCUCCGAGGACGGUGUAUUAAAACAACUGCUUUGCAAUUAUGGUGACAAGUUUGAGGGCCUUGGAAAACUGAAAGAUGUCAACCUCAAAAUCCAAAUAGAUCCCACGGUAACUCCAGUCGCACAGAAAGCCAGACGUCUACCGAUCCUAAUGCAGCAACAACUGGACAUGGAAUUAAAAAAACUCUUAGAACUUGGUGUCAUCGAGCCCAUAGAAUCACCACCAUCAUGGGUUAAUCCCCUUGUGAUCGUACCUAAGAAAACACCUUCUGAUGGCAUACGUAUGUGUGUUGACAUGCGUGUUGCAAACACCGCAGUCAUAAGAGAACCGUAUCAGAUACCAACUCUGGAAGAAGUGCUGCAUGAGUUCAACGGGUGCACAGUGUUCACAAAGCUGGACCUGAACAAGGGAUACCACCAAAUUGCUCUAGACGAGGCUAGCAGAGACCUUACGGCCUUUGCAACACACCGUGGUAUAUUCAGAUUCACAAGGCUGAUAUAUGGAAUCGCCUCUGCCGCUGAACAGUAUCAACGAGAAUUGGAACUUGCACUAUCAGGACUAUCUAAAGUACGUAACAUCUCAGAUGAUAUCAUUAUUGGUGGCACUAGUAAUCAAGAUCUACUGGAUCGCAUGCAAUGCGUAUUUGAGCGUCUCCGAGAGAAAAAUCUCACAGUAAACCUAAAGAAAUGCGAGUUUCUGAAGACUAAGCUUAUCUACAUGGGUCACAAGUUGUCAAAAGAUGGAAUUGCACCGGAUGAGAGGAAAGUACGAGCUAUAGCUGACCUCAAACCACCAACUAAUGUGAAAGAAUUGCAAUCCUUUCUCGGCAUGGUGACAUACUGCUCCAAAUUCUUACCACACUUCUCAACGGUGACUGCACCAUUGCGCCAACUACUCAGCAAAGACACCAAAUGGAGCUGGGGUGAUGCGCAACGACAAGCGUUCAAUGAUCUUAAGAUCAUGCUGUUAUCCAGUGCGACACUUGCUUACUAUCAACCUGACGCAUACACCGAAAUCUUUACUGAUGCAUCCCCUGUUGGGCUUGAAGCAGUUAUAAUGCAACGUCAGCCAGAUGGUAUCUUAAAACCAAUUGGAUAUGCCAGUCGCUCACUACUAAAUGCAGAAACAAGAUAUAGCCAGAUUGAAAAGGAGUGCUUGGCUAUCCUAUUUGCAAUAGAGCGGUUUCAAAUCUAUCUUUAUGGUAUAGAAUUUGUUGUUAAAACCGACCACAAGCCGCUAGUGACAAUGUUCUCCCCUCGUAGGAAACAGCUUCCACCACGCAUUGAACGCUGGGUUAUGAGACUCAUGUCAUACGCAUUCAAGGUUGAGUAUCACCCAGGCAGAACCAAUGGAGCAGAUUACCUGUCACGGUCAAACCCGAUGCAAGACAAUACACCAUCGCACCGAAUGACUGAGGAAUUUGUCAACUUUAUUCAAAGUAAACAACUACCAGUUGCCAUACCAAAGAAAGACAUUCGUGAUGCACAGAAUGAUGAUCCUGCCAUUGCCCUCAUUAAGAAACACCUUGCAUCUGGAACCAUUCCAAAAUUGGAUGUUAUUAAAGAGUAUUAUCCCUCACGUUUGCAACUAUCCAUUGUCAAUGACAUUCUCAUGUUUGCCAACAAAAUUGUCAUCCCGCCAACCCUGCGAGAAAGCAUCAUCUCCAUUGCACAUGAAGGACAUCAGGGACAAGUACGCACAAAACAACGUCUGCGGAAAAAAGUAUGGUGGCCACGCAUGGGCUCCUCGGUUGAAGCCCACAUUAAGUCAUGUCAUGGAUGUCAAGUCACCGCUGGUACACAAAUCAAAACUCCAGUAGUAAUGACAGAAAUACCUGAUUCAGCUUGGUUGAUGUUGGGUUGUGACCUUUGCGGUCCGUUCCCUACUGGUGAACACCUGCUAGUAUGCAUUGAUUAUUACAGCAGAUAUCCCGAGGUAGAGAUUAUCCGCCGAAUAACUGCUGCUAAUAUCGUUGACAAACUUCGUAAAAUGUUUUGUCGUUAUGGUGCGCCAGAGAUAAUAGUGACCGACAAUGGACCACAAUUCCGGAGCAAUACAGAUUUCGCUACUUUGAUGAAAGAAUUUGGGGUGGAGCACCGCAAAGUUACCCCAUACCAUCCCGAGGCAAAUGGUGAGGUUGAAAGGUUCAACAGAAAUCUGAAGAAAACCAUCCAAGCUGCAAUUGCUGAAAAUCAGAACUGGCGAACUGCCCUCCAGAAUUACCUAUUAGCAUACCGUACCACACCGCACACAACCACUGGUGCCACUCCUGCAGAGGUUCUGUUUAACAGACCGGUUAAAGACAAGCUACCAGCCUCAACCACAAGUUCCAAAAACACCAUGUCUGUCGUUAAAAACCGAGACCGCAUCCAAAAAGAGAGAAUCGCGAAAUAUGCAGACAAACGCAACAAUGCUCGCAGUCAUGUCAUCCAACCUGGGCAAAAGGUUCUCGUGGCCAAUCAGUCAACACAUCGCAACAAAUUUACCCCUAGAUGGCGCGAUGAACCUUGUACUGUUACUGCUGUAAAAGGAAAUGCAAUUUUCAUUGAAGACGGUACAAAAACUAUGAUGCGCACUUCCUCUCACGUCAAACCCUACUUCAUGCGAAAUAACCAGCGGUCAAAUAAACGACAUCUUCAACAACCGACAGUGACAACCGAUUCUGCAACAGAAAGCUCUGAUGACGAUUUUGACCUGCCACCAACUGUAAACGACCCUGGAAACGAAACCGACUUGACGUCAUCUGAUGAUACCGUUGUCACAGAAAGCCCAUCCAGUGACGAGACCAUUGCGUAUGGCGAGGAAGAGGUGAAUGAUGAAGAACUCUUCGUUCCAAAUAGAAACACACGUACUCGAAACGUUAAACCACCACCUCGUUUCAAAGAUUUCGUUACUGCGUAA
This is a messenger RNA of Hydractinia symbiolongicarpus, 2928 nucleotides long. RefSeq lists its product as uncharacterized. NCBI's taxonomy places the organism in Eukaryota, Metazoa, Cnidaria, Hydrozoa, Anthoathecata, Hydractiniidae. Gene Ontology annotation, biological process: DNA integration. The coding region runs from base 1 to 2928 and encodes 975 amino acids. The record is from RefSeq and is a predicted model, not a curated record. The transcript has a single exon. Gene Ontology annotation, molecular function: nucleic acid binding.